Molecule: messenger RNA, 3522 nt
Organism: Fraxinus pennsylvanica
Lineage: Eukaryota; Viridiplantae; Streptophyta; Magnoliopsida; Lamiales; Oleaceae
Source: the annotation of a GenBank genome assembly
AUGUCUCGAACCAGUUUCUCACACAUAAACACACUAAAACUGAACCGGGGUUUUCAUAUUUUGUACCCACAAAAUUGUAUCACUGUUCCUAUUCGAUUUAGGGGGUUUUGUUUUACUUGCUAUGCUUCGGGACCUUCUUCUUCUUCUUCUUCUUCUGUUGUAUUGAGGCGUAGUAGAAAUGGUGCUGCUUCUUCUUCUUCUCUGCCGUAUUUGUAUCAGCGGAAUUUGGGCUAUGGUAGGUUCGCAUACGACGAGUAUGCGUCUGAGGAGGAGUCUGAUAGCGAACCCGAGUCAUCUUCUAAGCAAUUGGGUGCUUCAACCCUUGAAAAUAUUGAAGAGUGGAGGUGGAAGCUCACCAUGUUAAUGCGCAACAAAGAUUCACAGGAAGUCGUGUCACGGGAGAAAAAAGACAGGCGUGAUUUUGGGCAGCUUUCAACACUGGCAACCAGAAUGGAUUUGCACAGCCAGCAGUAUGGAAAGUUUGUUGUUUUCAGUAAAGUCCCACUGCCAAAUUAUAGAUCAGAUUUGGAUGACAAGCGUCCGCAGAGAGAGGUAGUUUUACCGUUUGGGUUGCAAAGGCGGGUAGAUUCUCAUCUCCGAGCACACAUUUCUAGAAAGCCUAUGAACAAGGAGAACUUUCCUCAUGACGCCGUCUCGACAUUAGGUGCUGGUGAGAGUUUUUCGAACAAUGGAGUUUAUGAGCACGAGGAGCCUUCACCUCGAAGUGUCGUAGCAGAGAGAAUUCUUAUGCGGAGGAGCAUGCAAAUGCGCAGUAAACAACAAGAUUGGCAGGAAUCUGCAGAAGGCCAAAAGAUGCAAGAAUGUCGGAAAAGUCUUCCUGCAUAUAAAGAGAGAGAUGCAUUAUUGAGUGUUAUAUCUGAAAAUCAGGUGGUGGUUGUCUCUGGUGAAACUGGUUGUGGUAAAACUACACAACUGCCUCAAUACAUUUUAGAGUCUGCAAUUGAAAACACUCAAGGAGCUGCAUGCAGCAUUAUCUGUACCCAACCUAGACGAAUAUCUGCUAUGGCAGUUGCUGAGAGAGUUGCUGCUGAGCGUGGUGAGAAAAUAGGAGAAUCUGUUGGUUAUAAAGUGCGGUUAGAGGGAAUGAGAGGGAGGGAUACCCGCCUCCUGUUUUGUACUACUGGAAUCCUUUUAAGGAGAUUACUAGUUGACAGAAAUUUGAAAGGUGUAACUCAUGUUAUUGUAGAUGAGAUUCAUGAACGUGGAAUGAAUGAAGACUUCCUAUUAAUUGUCCUGAAAGACCUCCUUCCUCGUCGACCUGAAUUGAGAUUGAUUUUGAUGAGCGCAACACUUAAUGCGGAGCUUUUCUCUUCCUAUUUUGGUGGUGCUCCAAUGAUCCACAUCCCUGGUUUUACAUACCCAGUUCGAAGUCUUUUUUUGGAAAAUAUUCUAGAGAUGACUGGGUACAGGUUAACGCCUUAUAAUCAAAUUGAUAAUUAUGGUCAAGACAAGAUGUGGAAAAUGCAGAAGCAGGGUCUUAGAAAAAGGAAAACUCAAAUUGCUUCAUCUGUUGAGGAUGCUCUUAUGGCUGCCAAUUUUAAGGAGUAUGGUCACCAUACUCGCGAGUCACUAUCUUGUUGGAAUCCUGAUUCGAUUGGCUUCAACCUCAUUGAGCGUGUGCUUUGCCAUAUAUGUCGCAACGAAAGGCCUGGGGCUGUGCUAGUGUUUAUGACUGGUUGGGAUGACAUAAAUUCUUUGAAGGAUCAGCUUCAAGCUCAUCCAUUAUUGGGGGAUCCAAGCAGAGUUCUGCUGCUAGCAUGCCAUGGUUCAAUGGCCAGUACAGAACAGAAAUUGAUUUUCGAUAAGCCUGAAGAUGGAGUCAGGAAGAUCGUUCUGGCUACAAACAUGGCCGAAACAAGUAUCACCAUUAAUGAUGUGGUUUUCGUGGUUGACUGUGGGAAAGCAAAAGAGACAUCUUAUGAUGCCCUAAAUAACACUCCAUGUUUGCUUCCUACCUGGAUUUCAAAGGCUUCUGUUCGCCAGAGGAAAGGCAGGGCAGGCCGUGUUCAGCCAGGCGAGUGUUACCAUCUUUAUCCUAGAUGUGUACAUGAUGCCUUUGCAGAUUAUCAAUUGCCCGAACUUUUGAGAACUCCUUUACAAUCUCUAUGUUUGCAAAUCAAGAGUCUACAACUUGGUAGCAUUUCAGACUUCCUAUCUAAGGCCCUACAGCCACCCGAGCUGCUAUCAGUUCAAAAUGCUGUUGAGUAUUUGAAGAUAAUUGGGGCUUUAGAUGAAAAUGAAAAUCUAACAGUGCUAGGGCGCAACUUGUCCAUGCUUCCUGUUGAACCAAAACUUGGAAAAAUGCUCAUAUUAGGGGCUAUUUUUGGCUGCUUAGAUCCAGUAAUGACCAUUGUUGCUGGUCUAAGUGUCAGAGAUCCAUUCUUGGCACCAUUUGACAAGAAGGACCUUGCCGAUUCUGCAAAGGCCCAGUUUUCUGCACGUGAUUUCAGUGACCAUCUUGCUUUGCUUCGGGCUUACGAGGGUUGGAAAGAUGCUGAAAGUCAUCGUUCUGGUUAUGAAUACUGUUGGAAAAAUUUCCUUUCUGCACAAACUCUAAAAGCCAUUGACUCCCUUAAAAAUCAAUUCUCUUAUCUGCUCAAGGACAUUGGGUUGGUUGAUAAUAUGGAAAGUUGCAACACAUCGAGUCAUGAUGAGCAUCUCAUUCGGGCAAUUGUGUGCGCUGGUCUAUUUCCUGGAGUAUGCUCUGUUGUGAACAAGGAGAAGUCAAUAUCAUUGAAAACAAUGGAGGAUGGUGGAGUACUUAUGUAUUCGAACUCCGUGAAUGCCCAAGAACCUAAAAUUCCUUAUCCGUGGCUUGUUUUCAAUGAAAAAGUGAAAGUAAAUUCAGUAUUCCUCCGUGAUUCUACUGGUGUAUCUGAUUCUGUGGUUCUCUUAUUUGGAGGAAAUAUUUCCAGAGGUGGAGUUGAUGGCCACUUGAAAAUGCUGGACGGAUAUUUGGAGUUUUUCAUGAAGCCUGAUUUGGCAGCAACUUAUCUAACUCUAAAGAAAGAGCUUGAUGAACUCGUACACAAGAAGCUUUUAAAUCUGAAAUUGGAUAUACAGAGUCAGGAUGAACUCCUAACGGCUGUGAGAUUGUUGGUCUCAGAGGACCAAUGCGAAGGUAGGUUUGUAUAUGGACGACAGGUGUCAACAACCUCCAAAAAGACCAAAAAGGAUAUUUCUUUGACAAAUGAUUGUGCUGGUGAUAAUUCAAAAUCCCGCCUCCAAACGUUGCUUGCACGGGCAGGACAUCAAUCACCUACUUACAAAACAGCACAGCUGAAGAACAACAAGUUCAAAUCCACCAUCAUAUUUAAUGGACUAGAUUUUGCGGGCCGGGCUUGCAGUAGUAAGAAAGAAGCAGAAAAAGAUGCAGCUGCAGAGGCUCUGCAAUGGCUGACAGGCGAGAGCCAAUCAUCCCAACAAACCAUCGACUGCAUGUCUACCAUUCUGAAGAAGAGCAAGAAGAAAAAGCAAACUCCUGCUGCAAGGUGGAGGUAG